CACACCUCUCCGCCCGCCGCCGGCGCCUCCUAUGCCCUUCCGCCCCACCUUCCCCCGCCGCUGCCUCGACGACCGCAAGCUCUCCUCCUUCCUCUCCGCGCUCGCCUCCUUCUCCGCCAACCCCUCCCCGUCGCCGCCCGCAGGAUCGGUUCCCGCAGCCCGCACCCCCGCCGCCUACAAUGCUCUCAUGUCCGCCUACUCCCGCGCCGGCCGCCCAGACGAGGUGCUCCGCCUCUUCCGCUCCCUCCCCUUCCCCCCCACCGCGCCCCUCUUCACCACCCUCAUAUCCUCCCUCGCCGUCUCCGGCCGCCCCCGCGCCGCGCGCGCUGCCUUCUCCUCUCUGCUCGUCUCCGGCCUCACGCCCACCGCUUCUGCCUUCACCGCACUGCUCAAGUGCCAUGAUGGCUCGCUCGACUCUAUGCACCACAUUUUCCUUGCGAUGACCUCCGCCAGCUGUUCACCUGAUGCCGCCGUGUACAACUGCUACAUUUCCAUGCUCUGCGACUCCGGGCGGCUGGAGGAGGCCUGGGGUAUCCUUGACCACAUGAUGGAUGGGGGAGUCCGCCCCACUGUCCGCUCCUACACCGCGAUUCUACGUGGAUACUGCGAGCAGGGUAAGAUUCUGGAAGCAGAGAGGUUAUUCGAUGCCAUGGUCGAUGCCGGCUGCUCCCCGGAUGUCGUAUCCUACAGCGUGCUUAUUGAGGGGCUUUGCGGCAUCAGGGAGUUUCAUAAGGUGGAGAGGAUAUUAGAAAGAAGUGAAGAGAAGGGGUGGACGCCCAAUGCUGUCACCUACAAUAUUUACAUGUCUGCUCUGUGCAGGAUGGGGUUCUUGGAUGAGGCAUGCCAUCAAGUAGAUAAAAUGCGCACCAGAGGGCUCUCGCCAACGGUUGAGACAUUGAGUAUUCUAUUUGAUUGCUUGUGCCGAGACUCAAAGUUUUCGGAGGCAGUCUGCUUGCUGGAACACAGUGAAGAAUUAGGCUGGCAUGCUGAUGUGUUCUGCUAUAACACUUUGAUGGGUAGGCUCUGCGAUGCCGGUGAUUUUGCAAGAGUCUUCAAGCUGCUGGUUGAUCUGUUGAAAAAGGGCAUUGGGCCAGAUAUGUUUAGUUUUACAAUUGCAAUACGUGGCCUCUGUGGAGUUGGGAAAUUCCGUCUGGCAAAGUGUCUAAUAGAUAAUGAGUGGAUUGGAUAUGAUGUUGUGGCUUUCAAUACUUUGAUUCAUGGAUUCUACAAUGCUGGGGAUUUACGUGGAGUCAAGCUAACUUACAUCAAUAUGUGCAGUAGGCAAAUUUCUCCAAACAACUUUACUAAUGCUACAUUGAUUGAUAGCUUAUGUAAAGAUCGAAAAUUUGUCGAGGCAAUAAACUCUCUUGCAUCUUUGAGAGAUGGGUCGGUGCCUGAUCAUGUUGUUCACCUGAACAAUCGGUUGGUCAAAGGAGUAAGAUAUACAAAGGUGCUCAACCUACUUGAUGAAAUACGCUGCAGAGGAUUUGAGCUAGAUACUUGCAUCUUCAUCCCAUUAGUUAGGGUAUUAUGCUGGGAAGGCUACUACAAGCGUGAGAAUAUCAAUGAAGUUUCCCUUAUACUGACCAGUCUAGGAAUUAGAUGAUAAUCUCAAGAUUGACUGAUUGAAUACCUGAAAUGAGAGUCUGAGUUAGCAUAAUCAUGCAAAUCACCUUUUGGUGCUGGUUCUCUCUUCCUUCGCACACCAGCAAUCUCUCAUCUUUCAUCAGGGGAGAAGUGCCUGAUUUUAGGAGCACCCCAGCUAGUUGGGCCUGGACAAGAUGAUCAACCUCAAAUGUGUUCUAGAGAAAAUAUUGGGCAUAAAGUGGAAACAAAAAGGUUGUUGCAGCAGACAAAGCAUUUGAGGGACCAAGCUGUUAAUGCCAGAUUUUUCUUAGAUCAUCAGGGAUCGGCUCCCCGGUUCCAUUUCAUGGAAAUGAAACCAAUGUUCAAAUAAGGUUGAGACCAGCUGCCAGAAUUGACAACUUAAUAUGGAUAUUGGAUGAAUUACAAUACGCCUUGGGCCCGACAAGAAGAAGGAAGACGCUUCUCCAUUUUGCAACGUUGUAAAGGGUCUAAGGCCUCUCCCAACGCUCCAGGCUGUAUCGGUGCUUAGCCUUCCAGAAAGACUUCAGUCUCGCUAGUAGUUCCGCGUGGAUUUCGACGUUUAGCUUGUUACCUCAGCUACGAUCUUGUG
This is a messenger RNA of Triticum aestivum (bread wheat), 2197 nucleotides long. Its product is annotated as pentatricopeptide repeat-containing protein At1g09900. The record is from RefSeq and is a predicted model, not a curated record. Lineage: Eukaryota; Viridiplantae; Streptophyta; Magnoliopsida; Poales; Poaceae. The transcript has 5 exons. Gene Ontology annotation, molecular function: mRNA binding; protein binding. Bases 32 to 1606 code for a protein of 524 amino acids.